Messenger RNA from Funneliformis geosporum, 155 nucleotides. NCBI's taxonomy places the organism in Eukaryota, Fungi, Glomeromycota, Glomeromycetes, Glomerales, Glomeraceae. The record is from the annotation of a GenBank genome assembly.
UUAAUUCACUUGUAGAUUAUAAUUUUUUGCACUGUCGACCAACCACGCUAUUUUCUAAUGAUAUUGACCCACCAGAUAAAAUGAUUUUGACUGCGAUGAACCAGCCAUCAGUACGUGCGAUGGAGCAAGUCUUAUCUGAAGUUACCAUAGCUUAA